CCCGAGAGGCUCUUCUCAUUGGAGGAAAUUGGAUAUGGGCAACGUAAGCGCUCGUCUUGAAUGAGAAAAUAGCAGAGGAACCCACACACACAGGCAGACUGACAGAAGCCACUGACACACACACACACGCGGACUGACCGAGUCUGUGGAUGCAGCCACAACAAGGAGCGCAUUAUCAUUUUUUUUUGGGAGUAAACACGUUUUCGUCAUCAGGAGCUUUUUUUUAUUUAUUCCAGCCUUUUGCGUCAUUACGAGCCGAGCGCGCAUUCCUCAGCAGGAUUUGCGCAUCUCCAAUUGCGGCUCGUGGUUUCUUCGCUGUUUCAGAUUUUUCUUUCUGCCCGGGAGGAAGCUUCCUCACACCGGUCAUGCUCGAGCUGCGACUGGCGACGCGUUUCAUCUGAGAUCCUCCUGUUUUCAACCAGGGCAGAAAUAAAAAAGAUGGAACAGCAGCAGCAGCAGCAGCAGCAGCAGCAGCUCUCCAAGCCAGAGAGCAAAAACAUGGACGCGUGUCUGAGGCGACUGAAGCAAGAAGUGCUGUCCAUGAAAGAAGCCGGAGAUGGCCUCCACGCUCAGAUGAAUUCCAUGAUGGGAGCCCUCCAGGAACUCAAGCUCCUCCAGGUUCAGACAGCUCUCGACAACCUCGACAUCUCAGGUCGGCCCAUUAACCGAGGGAUACCACAUCCAGCUCCAUCGGCUGCUCCUAACGCAUCAGCUGCAGCAACUCCAGCUUCAGAAAAGGAUAACGGGUCCUGCUUUAGCCAGAGCCUGCCACUGGAGCCCAGCCCAAGUCCAAUGUCAAGUCCAAGGAUGUCUUUGGAGAGCAGAAACACCUUCAGCAGGGAUGGCCCAAGCAGAAGCAGCAUGGGAACCUCGUCUUCCUCGGCAUCCAGUCUGCAGAGUGAGGCAGAGAGAAACUCAAUAACAGCAAGAAAUGAGAAUGACCUUGUGUCAAUACCCAAGCGUUGGUCAGGAUACAUGGCCCCCCAAGUGGACUUCUACGGACCGAUGGUGGGAAACCCCCCACCAGGGCCCUACCCUCAACCACAGGCUCAUGCUCAGGCUCAUGCUCAGGCUCAUGCUCAGGCGGUGGAUCUGCCUGGCAUCCUGUACAGUCUCUCCAGGGAGGGCCCUUCGCUAGACAGCGACUACUCCCAGGACAGCACAGAUGACCCCAGCGACUGGACCUCCUCGCUCAUGAGCCGUAGCCGCAACCGUCAACCGUUAGUGCUGGGCGACAACGUCUUUGCCGACCUAGUGGGUAACUGGCUGGACCUGCCCGAGGUGGAGAGGGAGGAGGUGGAAGAAGAGGAGAGGAGGAAGAGGAGAGAGGAGAGGACAGCAGAUGGUGAAGCAGACAGACCGGACACCCCUGCUCAUCCUCUCCGCCUCAGCCGCUCGCAGGAGAUCUGCAGGAAGUUCUCCCUCACCACAAACAUCUUCAAGAAGUUCCUGCGCAGCGUUCGGCCCGACAGGGACAAGCUGCUCAAGGAGAGGCCUGGCUGGAUGGCUCCCGAGCAGCCAGAGGGCGACCUCUUCAAAAGACCCAAAAAAGUGGUUCCUAAGAAUUCGAAAGGCAGCUUCUACCUGCCGUUCUGGGCAAACGGACAGCAGGGCAAAGGCAGGCCGUGUCCACAUCAAGCAGAAGCAGAGAGGAUCCACCAACAUCACUUCCCCCACUUUUGCCAGCAGCCAUUUGCAGGGAUUUAUUUAGACAGGAGACAGCCAGAGACUGGUCUGGACAAAAUGCAGCCCUUGUUUGACUACAACACAGCUGUGUGGGUCUGAGAGUCUCCGGCCAACUCAGCGCCGAUGAGGCCAGACCGAGUGAGUGACAGGUGCUGGGGAUAUUUAGCUGAGCGGGAGCGGAAUGAAUGAAUGACUGAAUGGACAACUGCGAAUCUUGGAUACAGUUAUCUUCCAAAAUUGAACCGUUGAACUUCACGUCCGCAACAUGACUCUGCUGCGACUGAGAGAUUAUCAGGGCAACGCUUUGUCUGACAAUCCUUAAAACCUCAACCUCGUUUGCUGUGUAUGUUUGAGCAUGUGAGUGUGAGCUGGAACAGAGAGAAAGACUUUUAUGCAAGUUUUGUAUUAUUCAAUGUUUUUCAUGUGUGUAUGCAUGAAUGACUGGUUCUUAAAAGACGGUACGCAGAGAAGACAUCUUUCUCAGAAUGUCGCCUCACUACGGUUCUUUAUAAAAGACGUCCACAGACUUUCACUUCUAUGCUACAGGACACACACCCAUAUCUCACUUCUUUGCAUCUAUGAAUAGAAACGCCAACUGUUGGAUUGCAUGGUUACUGUUUUUAUAGUUGAUGCUACAAACAGCUGUUACUGAACGCACUGCCACUAAACACUCUCCCUUUUGUUUCCAAACUUCGGAAACUCAGGUUAAACUCAUCCCGUCGGUCUCGCUCACUUUGCUCAGGGAUUAAAUGCAACACAGGAGGAAGCUCUGGGACGCUGCCACAUUUAAACGUGGUGUAUACACAGUGUAGAGGAGUCUUCCUUCAUCCCAUUUAACCCAGUAAAACAAAACAGCAACGCAGUGCAUGCCUCGUCCAAAGAUUGUCAGUCCACUUGGUUUGUUAUGCAGAGAGAGGAGGGGUGAAGAUGGCACAGCCAACCACGAGUACCGACUGACUGCCAUCUGGUACCAGGACAUUAUGUAAAGCUUGUUCCCGCCAAACGCCGGAAGAAGAUGCAGAACAGUUACAGUUAAUCCCGAAGCUCUGCAGAUGAACUGAACUACAGUGAUUGUGUUACACACUGUAUAUACCAAGGUGAACACAUUUCAGGGCAUGAACAGGGAUGAGACGGUUGAGACUGGAGGUUAAGAUCUACUGUCUCCUUCUAAAUGUACAGAACAUUGUACAUAUUUGCCAUCAAGCAACCGGCAGCAAUAACAGCCAUUUUCGGAAAUAUCUGAUCGCAUGAUUUUCAUUAUUCUGCACAGAUAAAUGUGUGUUACAGUUACAUUACAGUUCUUACAUGACACGUGAACAAAGCCACCACACUUGUACUCAAACCACAGACUGACAAGUUCAUCUCUAACCUACAAUUUCUAUUCUGUGGUAUCAUAAUAAUCCGUUUCAGUCUUGUUUUCAUUUUCGAGCAGUUUCAUAACAGUUAAAAACAAACUUCCUCCACGAGUUCAUAUAAAAAUCAGGAUUCCCUCAGGUUUACAGAUGACACUGCCCGCUCUCACUCUAAAACGCUUGUUUUUAUUGAGGACCACUGUUAUGCAAGGACAAUCUGAUACCACAUUCUAUUGUAAUUUAAAACAAACAGUCCAAUUCACUCAAGUUUUAAAUGUGAUGCUGGACCAAUCAACUUAGUCUGAGGGGAUUAGGCUUUGGGUCUUUCGAGUGUCUUGGCCAGUCAAUCCAUAUGGUGUCGUCUAAGUAUUCAGGUCAAUACAUACCACAUAUUCAGAGGGUCCAACACACACACACACACACACACACACACACACACACACAGUUUCUGCUGGGUCAGUUGUGCCAUGAGACACAGUCUGAGAUAACUUAUUACACGGUAUGUGUAUGUAAACAAGACAUUUAUUUCUUCCUAUUUACAUUUGUCUAAGUGUGUUUUACAGCACUGUUGUUGAUAUUUUUUUCAUCAGGGUUCUGCGAACCUUCGGUAGUGAUUCUGUGUCGUGUGCACUGUAAAACUGACUCUUUGUUAAUUAAAUGUGUUUUCAGAAAGAAA
This is a messenger RNA of Hippoglossus stenolepis (Pacific halibut), 3714 nucleotides long. RefSeq names its product inka box actin regulator 2 (gene inka2). The coding region runs from base 439 to 1785 and encodes 448 amino acids. Lineage: Eukaryota; Metazoa; Chordata; Actinopteri; Pleuronectiformes; Pleuronectidae. Gene Ontology annotation, molecular function: protein kinase binding; protein serine/threonine kinase inhibitor activity. Gene Ontology annotation, cellular component: nucleus. The record is from RefSeq and is a predicted model, not a curated record. The transcript is spliced from 2 exons.